CGUUGGCCGGCCCAACGACAUCGACGGCCAAAUCCCCCAAUCCCACCUUCCGGAAAACCACCAACCCGGCAGCGGUUUUCCGGCAGCCACUGCCGCCGGACAGCCAGCCACCACCGUUGCUGGCUACUCACUCUCACAGCCACAGUGACCGACUCGGCUCGCCUCGCUUGCAGCUGCACCCAACCCAACCUCCUCGCCUUCCUCCUCUCCUUCCUCUUCUCCUCUUCUCUACUCCACUCUGUCCCACGCGCGCACACACGCACGCAGCUUCCUCGGCCUUGGAGGGGUGAAGGGGGGAGGGAGGAGGAGCAGAACGAAGGAUCUUGGGGCUCGGGUUGGUCGGGGUAUGGAUCGGCUCGGCGCGGGUGUCCUAAUGCCGAGCUUUCUUGGCAAGAUCCAUGGCCGCCGCGCGAGAACCCUCGUCUCGUAGACAGCCCUAAAGCCCUCGCGGCAGGAUGGUCGGAGCGCGUAGGCAAAUCGACGGGGAGGAAUCAAGAAUCGGGGCCUUCGAUCGCUGCAGAAACCGCCAUGGACAGCUCCAGCAAGCUCGCGCGAAUGCGCCUGUGAUAGAAGACUUGUAGUUGGAGAGCUUGCAGAGCCAGAUUGUGGAGGAGAAGCAGCGAUGCCACCGAUCCCAUCUCUGUGGAUCCGCGUCUUCUUCUCCUGGCUGCUGCUGUCGCUGCCCGCCGCGGCUGCCGCCGAUUUCAGCCACUGCGGCGGCUGCGACGACGGCGACGGCGGCGGCGGCAUAUGGAGCACGGACAACAUCCUGCAAUGCCAGAGGGUGAGCGACUUCCUCAUCGCCAUGGCCUACUUCUCCAUCCCGCUCGAGCUGCUCUACUUCGCCACCUGCUCCGACCUCUUCCCGCUCAAGUGGAUCGUCCUGCAGUUCGGCGCCUUCAUCGUGCUCUGCGGCCUCACCCACCUCAUCACCAUGUUCACCUACGAGCCGCACUCGUUCCACGUCGUGCUCGCGCUCACCGUCGCCAAGUUCCUGACCGCCCUGGUGUCGUUCGCCACCGCGAUCACGCUGCUCACGCUCAUACCGCAGCUGCUCAGGGUCAAGGUCAGGGAGAACUUCCUCAGGAUCAAGGCGCGGGAGCUGGACCGGGAGGUGGGGAUGAUGAAGAGGCAAGAGGAAGCGAGUUGGCACGUGCGGAUGCUCACGCACGAGAUCCGCAAGUCGCUCGAUCGCCACACGAUCCUGUACACCACCAUGGUUGAGCUCUCCAAGACGCUCGAGCUGCAGAACUGCGCCGUCUGGAUGCCUAGCGAGAGCGGGAGCGAGAUGAUCCUGACACAUCAGCUGAGGCAGAUGGAGACGGAGGACUCGAAUAGCCUGUCCAUUGCGAUGGACAACCCGGAUGUACUUGAAAUAAAGGCAACAAAGGAUGCAAAAGUUCUCGCGGCAGACUCAGCGCUUGGGAUUGCAAGCAGAGGCAAGCUUGAAGCAGGUCCUGUUGCUGCAAUACGGAUGCCGAUGUUGAAGGCGUCGAAUUUCAAAGGAGGGACUCCAGAAGUGAUGGAAACAAGCUAUGCUAUUUUGGUCUUGGUACUACCCGAGGAUGGUUCACUAGGAUGGGGUGAAGAGGAGUUGGAGAUUGUUGAAGUGGUUGCUGAUCAAGUCGCAGUCGCCCUAUCACAUGCUGCAGUUCUGGAGGAAUCUCAAUUGAUGCGAGAGAAGCUCGCCGCGCAACACAGGGACUUGCUGAGAGCAAAGCAUGAAACCACGAUGGCCACUGAAGCUAGGAACUCCUUUCAGACUGCCAUGUAUGAUGGAAUGCGACGGCCAAUGCACUCGAUCCUUGGUCUAGUCUCAAUGAUGCAGCAAGAAAAUAUGAACCCUGAGCAAAGGCUUGUAAUGGAUGCCAUUGUCAAGACAAGUAGCGUUGCGUCAACAUUGAUGAAUGAUGUCAUGCAAACAUCAACCGUAAAUCGUGAGUAUUUGUCUUUGGUGAGGAGGGCAUUCAACCUUCAUUCGUUGGUUAAGGAGGCAAUCAGUGUUGUAAGAUGCCUAACUGGCUGCAAGGGGAUUGAUUUUGAGUUUGAAGUGGAUAAUUCUUUGCCCGAAAGGGUCGUCGGUGAUGAGAAGAGGGUUUUCCACAUCGUCCUGCACAUGGUAGGUACUCUAAUACAGAGGUGUAAUGCAGGCUGUCUAUCCUUGUAUGUGAAUACUUACAAUGAGAAGGAAGAGAGGCACAAUCAGGAUUGGAUGCUGCGAAGAGCAAACUUCUCUGGCAGCUAUGUGUGUGUUAAGUUUGAGAUUAGGAUUAGAGAGUCCAGAGGUAAUCUUUUGAGUUCGUCAUCCAGUCGGAGACUUCAAGGGCCCAACUCUACCAGUUCUGAGAUGGGGCUUAGCUUCAACAUGUGCAAGAAAAUUGUGCAGAUGAUGAAUGGUAAUAUUUGGUCAGUCUCUGAUUCAAAAGGCCUUGGAGAAACUAUCAUGCUUGCCCUUCAGUUCCAGCUGCAGCAUGUGACUCCGGUCUCUGGAGCAUCCUCGGACUUGUUCCGAUCAGCGCCAAUUCCCAAUUUUAAUGGACUCCAAGUCAUUCUUGUGGACAGUGAUGACACCAAUCGGGCCGUAACUCACAAGCUCCUGGAGAAGCUUGGUUGCCUAGUCCUCUCGGUUACUUCCGGCAUCCAAUGCAUCAACUCCUUUGCCAGUGCUGAGUCAUCUUUCCAGCUGGUGGUUCUUGACCUCACCAUGCGUACAAUGGAUGGAUUUGAUGUAGCUCUUGCAAUCAGGAAGUUCAGGGGGAAUUGUUGGCCACCGUUGAUAGUUGCUCUUGCGGCAAGCACCGAUGACACCGUUCGGGAUCGGUGCCAGCAGGCAGGAAUAAACGGUCUGAUCCAAAAACCAGUCACUUUAGCAGCACUGGGAGAUGAACUGUAUAGAGUCCUUCAAAACAAUUGAAAGAGCCUCAUGGUUCUCAUUUCUUUCAAUCUCAAUAGAUUGCUGUAGCUUGAUUAAUAGUUACUACGCUACUAGUUUCUGCCAGGUUAGGUCCAUACAAUCACAAAACAUUUGCACAAACAAAAUGUAUAGGGAGAUAUUAAAACAUCCUGCCUUUACCUUGGUUCCUUGGUGAAGGAAAGAAGGUAGAAAUUUUGAAGAGGUCAUACAGUUAGAACUUACUUAUUCAUUUGUAAACCCUAUUUAGAUUAUUAAUCAUUUGUCAGGUAAAUUAUUGGUGGCAA
Oryza sativa Japonica Group (Japanese rice) is the source of this 3198-nucleotide messenger RNA. The record is from RefSeq and is a predicted model, not a curated record. Lineage: Eukaryota; Viridiplantae; Streptophyta; Magnoliopsida; Poales; Poaceae.